AUGCAAGUGGAUGUGUUUGGUCGUUGCGGCGGAAAGCCCUGCGACAAGGCUUGUUACAAGCGCAACAGCCUCGAAUACCGCUUCUAUUUGGCGUUUGAGAACACGGCCUGCGAGGACUACGCGUCCGAGAAGUUCUUCAACUUCAAUUCGUUGGUCCCGAUCGUCUUGAAAAGGGAAUACUAUCCGAAUUCGCCACCCAAAUCCUUCAUUGCGUUGGACGAUUUCCCGUACGUUGUUUUCCUUGGACCAUAUGUUCUUUGUAUGUUUGCAGAAGUAUCCAUGAGUUGUCGACAUACUUGGCUCGUCUCAUGACCGACGAUGCGCUGUACGCGCAGCAUCUUUUGUGGAGCUAUGAUCUACAGCGGAAACCACGAUCACGACAUCAAAUGAUGUGUGAUGUCUGUGAGUAUGUCCUGCAAAGGCCGGCGAAAAAGGUUUACAAGGAAAUUGGAGAAUAUUCGAAUGCAAACAAGGUUUGCGACAUGAACUAUAGGAAUAACGCUAUUGUUAAUUUGAAUAAAAGUUAGACUGUUGUGCUGGAAAAUGAGUUUGCAGAAGACGGUUCAUACAGUUUCUGAUGUGGCAAACAAGUGCAUCUGCAUUCCGAACGGAACAAGGAACUAACUGGCUUUCGUAACUUCUGCAAUUUUUGAAAAAACCCUGAGCGCUCCAACAUUUUUGCUGUUUGUGAAGCACAAAUUAGAUGCCGGAGGCUGUUUGAGAUUGCUCAACUGUUGUGGUCCUGUCAGGGGGUGUAGCGUGCACUGUGUGGAUGUCAGGGUGCAAGUGAGAGUCCGAAAAAGCCUUUUGCACGAUGCAAAAAGCAAGAAACUGCACGGUGCAAAAAAGUUUGAAAUUUUGUUUUCGGGCUGUGCGUGUCGCGAAAAUCACCUACAGUGAGGGACGGGAUCCAAUGGGAAAAAACGACUCAUUUUGCAUCCCGGAAGGGACCAAAACGUCUCCAAAACCUUCCCUUCUCUAAGCUAAAAAACCCCGAUUUGAAGAGCCCGCCUUGAAGGAAAGGGAGCGCUUUUCAAAGCGGAUUUUUUUAGCUUAGAGAAGGGAAGGGUUUGGAGUCGUUUUGGCCCCUUCCGGGAUGCAAAAGGAGACGUUUUUUGCCAUUGGAUCAGGUCCCUCACUGUAAGUGACUAUGCCGCAGCGGCGCAGGUGAAAAAACCAUACGUCGCAGCGGUAUUUCAAACGCACAGUGCUGUCACGAGUUCAGUGAGAGCACGUGUAUAAAGGGUCCCUGUUCUAGUUCUGAUUUAGGAUCCCAAGCCCAAACAAUACUAUACAAACAAACGACUACACAAACUUAGGCAAACGACUAACUAAACUCAGGAAACAACUUCAAUGAACUCACAAUAAUUGACUCCACAAACACAAGAGUUGACAUAGACAAAUCAAUAAUAAACAACAGUAGAAAUACGACGGUUUAUUGCUCCAAACAACAUACAACCGGGAAAAGACAGAAACGAAAUAAUAAUAAUAAUUGGCGAUUUCUCUUCCUUUUAUACCAAUUUGUCGGUCAUUCCGUGGGAAUAUGCAAAUUCGCAUGCGAAGUCGUGACAGUGCAAAUCCAAAAAAAGGUGAGUGUGCGAAUUGCGGCAAAAGUUCAGGCACUUUGUAAAAAUGCCAAUAGUCCGUCAUAAAGUCGCUGGAGUGACUCUUGGUGUUUUCACUGUGAAAAAAAGUCAGAAUGCGAAGCGAUGGCCUAAAAGAGCCUAUUGCACGGUGCGAAAAGCAACAAAUUGCACAAUACAAAGUGAACUUUUGUUUUCUCACAUUUACAAACGUUCGCAUCGCAUUCCUUCUUUGUUAUUGCAAUUGCUUCUGCCUUGGAAACUUAAUUCUUUGGCCGGAUUUGCAAACGGGCUUUCCGCGAAUGUUUCGGCAUUUCAACGAUAAGAUUUCUCAAUUUGAAAUCAAGUCGCGCAUAACCGUGUAGGCGGAAGUCGUGGAUGUUGGUCAAUGACCAAAAAUUCUUUGGGUUAAAUUCGGAGGCUCGUUUAUCUCGCUUUAACUGAAUGAGUUCCAAUUUUCGUAAACUUUUAAUCGGGGUAUCUUAUGCUUAAUCUAAACAACGAGUUUGCUUGAAGAAACAAAAUUUCAUUAAUUGAAAGGUCUGCUUAUUUCGAAUGACGGCUACUCAUGUCUGAAAGCAGGUAUCUCAACGCUUUUGGACUACUUUUCACAGCGCUCGUUGUCACAGUCUAUCUAUAUUGCUAUAUGCCUACACCACCGAUUUUUGUAGGUAUUUUAUUCAUCUGUCGGGAAAAUAAUGGGCACUCUUUUGCAUCAAAAAAAAUGCACCAUGCAUAAAAUGACUCAUUUUGCACCGUAAAUUUCAGUUUUUUUUUUUUUGUUUUCACACCGCGUAUCAAAAUAUCGCCGCGACACACGCUUUUUUUUAACAACGUCGCCGCGGUUUUCGCGCAGACAUGUGCACUGUGCAAACGGCUUUUUAUGUCCGCACUUAGAUUGAGCCCAAAGAGGCCAUAAUGAAGGAUGCCACUCGGCCGAAGAAGCCCCCUAAAAUGGUCAAGGAGGCCCCUUUUUCGAAAAAAUUAAGAAAAAGUUUUUCGAAAUAAAGGGUGACACGCCAUACGAUGAAAAAAAUAAUGACAUCACAGUAUGUUUUCAUUUUAAAUUUUUUUCAUCGAAUAAGACGUCACACCCUAUUUUUAAAAUUUUCAAGAGUUUUUUGAUCGUAUAACUUGUCACCCUUCAUUUUAAAUUUUUUUUUAUUUUUCCCGAGAGUAGAGGGAGCUCUUUUUAGGGUCUCUUCAUUUUGGAGGCCUCUUCGGCCAAAGGCUCUGCCAGGCCAGGAGGCCUCUUCGGCUGUAACGAUGCACUUAAUGAAAACAGCAAUACUUUCCCGACAGGAUGACAAAAUUUUAGUUGGUCUGAUUUAGAAGCUCAAGAAGAUUGCAAACAUCUCUGCGACGGCUGUCAACAAAACACGAAUAUUGCUUUGGACCCCUCGGAAUAGAUGGUACGACCCCGGCUUUUUAGAAGAUGUCCACACAAAGUGUGGAAGCACCUGCGAAUUCACCAUGGACCGUGGAAAGUACAACUCUUCGGACGGAGUGAUGUUCUUCCCCUUUUAUAUGCGUAAGUUUAACAGGCCGUUCAAUAUCUCGGUCGCGCCCGCAAAGUGCGAGAAAUUUCACUUUACCAGCAAAAUAUUUUUAGGACAUUACAAUACCACCUAUCCGAAGAGACACAGUCCAAAACAAACCCUCAUUAUGUACGAAAGAGAGCCGCCAACGAGGGUGCCCGGCAGUCAGUAAGAUAAAAACUUAAUCUGUCGGGAAAAUAAUGAGCACUCUGUCGCACCCAAAAUCGCAUUGCUACCGAGAAAAUUAAUUAUGUUGUUGGCGAUAGUGCCAAAUUUGCACAAUGGAUUUGGCUAUAAAAGCCACAAGAAUACACUUUUGUCUCAUUCCUUUCUCGUCUUUGACGAAUAAACUAUCUCUUUUGACCGCUCGAUCUCGUCUUCAGACUACCCAAUCUCCUCUUCGCCGUGAUCAUCACGUACAAUCAAUUAUCACGGGAAGUUCAAAGUUGCUUUUUCAACGAUGCGAUAGAGUGCCAUUAUUUCCCCGACAGACUGAUAUUAUAUCGCAUUACUUCAGCUUGCCAAACGACUACUUCAAUGCGACUGCUACGUUCAUGAUGCAUUCGGACAUCCCGUAUCCGUACGGCUAUUUGCAGGAGAUAACUCGAGACAUUACUGUACGUUCCUUUUCUUGCAGGAGAGAGGCCACAAAGAAGCGUUUUUAUCACUCAUUUUUUAGAGAUCACAGUACCAUGCUGAUCUGUUGCGCAAGAUCAAAGAGGACAAGAAACACGGGAUCUUCAAGGUCUUCUCUCACUGCCAAACCGCGAGUCGUCGGGAGGACGUCAUUGCGGAGCUUCAAAAGUAAGGGUCUGUUUGAUAUAUGCUAUAGUGACGAAGCAGAUCCAGUGACAAAAAGGUACCAUUUUGCAUCCGGGAAGUAUCAAAAAAUGUGGCUAAAAGCAGAGAUUGCCACGGCUCCGGAGGCUCCGGCUCUGAGCGGCUCCGGCUCCGAGCCGGGAGCCAGAGCCGGAGCCGGAAAUUUUGGGGUCGGCUCCGGCUCCCGAGCCCAAAGUCGGAGCCAGGCUUCCCAGUGGUCAGAAAAGUAAAAAUUUCGUUAUCUUGUUAAACCAAAUUGCUUGCAAAAACACUGCGGAGGAUGUGACUUGACUGCAAAAACGUUGGCUGUAUGAUCUCUGGCACUAAUAACUUUUAUUUUUGGAAAAAAAUUUUUAAAAAACGUUUUGCAUAGGAGCCGGGAUUCGGAGCCGGAAGCCUUUUUAAAUUUUGCACGGAGCCAAGAGCCGGAGCUGCAAAUUUGGCCUCGGCUCCGGCUCUGGGAGCUAAGAGUCGGAGCCGGAGCCGAAAUUUUGACCGUGGCAAUCUCUGGCUAAAAGCCUCGCUCUCCAACUAAAAAAAUCAUCGUUUUGAAGGGCACCCUUUCUCCCACAAAAAAGCGGACGCGCUUUUGAAAUGCAGAUUUUUUUCACUUGGAGAGUGAGGUAUUUCGUCACAUUUUUUGAUACUUCCCGGAUGCAAAAUGGUACCUUCUUUGCCACUGGAUCAGGUCCGCCACUCUAGUCCUUCCGAAAAUUCGCCAGUCAAAGCUCAAUUUUCUCUUUGCUUUUUUUGACAACAAGACAUUUUCAGGUACCUUGAUAUUGAUCUGUUCGGCAAAUGUGUCAACCGGUCGUGCGAUAAUGACUGUUACAAGGAAAAGAUGAAAAGUUACCGAUUCUAUUUGGCCUUUGAGAACUCGGUAUGUCUUGAUUACAUAACCGAAAAGUUCUACCAAUUCCAUGAACUUGUGCCAAUUGUUUUGAAAAAAGACGACUACCGAAACCUCCCACCAAAAUCGUUUAUCGCUCUGGACGACUUUGCGUAAGUGGCUUUGAAUACCGUGAAGUUAACAGGGGAUAUAUUCCAAGUGGGAUGACUAGAGGUUGUUUGAAUCUUGCACACACGACAGACCGUACAACCUGCAUUUUUAGGAGUUUCAAGAGUUUCGCCAGCUUUAUCAAAUACUUGAUGACCGACGACGAAGCCUACGCUGAGUAUUUAAUGUGGAAGUACGACUACGAAAAGCGUCAUACCGGAACAGGAGAUCAGUUCUGCACAAUUUGUCAAUAUGUUGCAAGAAACCGAAGUCCGAAGUCCUAUAAGAAUAUUCAAAGCUUUUGGAACAGCACAAAAACAUGCGAUCGAGAUCAUACGAAAAGGCUGCUUGAAAAUAAUAAAGAUAUGUCGGGCUAG
Molecule: messenger RNA, 5314 nt
Organism: Bursaphelenchus xylophilus (pine wood nematode)
Lineage: Eukaryota; Metazoa; Nematoda; Chromadorea; Rhabditida; Aphelenchoididae
Source: the annotation of a GenBank genome assembly